GCGCGCGCCGCCCGCAGCCGCCGUGCCGAUGCCACGUGGGAGGCGGCGGAGCCGCCGCCGCCGCCGGGCCGGAGUCGCGGCCCCGCUAACGCUGGGGACGGCGCUCGCCGGCCGCCGCGAGGAGGGGAGGUCGCGGAGCCCCCGGGACCGCACCGGCAUCGCCGAGACCCGAUGGGUGCUCGGCGCGGUGGCGCCCGGGUCGCGGCUCGGCCUCCCGGGCCUAGAGGCGCUGGCGGCGGCGGCCGGGCCUAGGGGCGGCUCCCCGCCCUGGGCGGCGCCCUCGCUGCUGCAGGUGCCGGCGGCGGCCCAGCCGGCCCCGCGGCGGGACGGCAGCGACCUGCCCGCCGGCGCGCCCGCCGCCCUGGCCGUGCUGCGGCUUCAGCCCGGCGCCGAGGGCCCGGCGCGGGCGGCGGCGGCGGCGGCCGGGGCCGCGCCGCGCCUGCGGACCGUCUACGUGAACCCGCGCUGGCUGGAGCGCCAGGCCGCGCUGGGGGCGGCGGCGGCGGCGGCGGCGGCUGCCAGCCCCUGCGCGGAGGCGGCAGCGGCGAGCGGCGCGGCCGGGGCCCCGGCCCCAGCCCCAGCCCCGGCUCCGGCCCCGGCCCCGGCUCCAGCUCCGGCGGCAGCUCCGGCGGCGGCUCCGGCGGCCGGGCAGGGCGAGGCCGAGGCGGCGGCCACCCCCUACGUGGGGCUGCGGCGGCCGCUUGGCUACAAGUUGGCCAAGGCCACCAAGGAGCGGAUCUGGCGGGGGGAGUUCAUUGACCUCUUUUCCUUGCUCCACACAGAGCUGGCCCCCGAGCACGGCCCGCGCCCGGGGGACACGCUGGACCAGUGGGUCUCGGCCUUCCUGGUGUACGCCAGCGUGCUGUGCGAGAAGCACCCGGCGCGCUGCGGAGCCAUGUUCAAGUACCUGGACACCAUCCGCAAGCUGCACGCCACCUACGGCGGCACCUCCUGGAUGAACUACGACGAGGACUUCCGGCGGCGGGCGGCCAAGAACCCCACACUGCCCUGGGGCGACGUCGACUUGGACCUGUGGAUGAAGUGGAUGGCGCCCCUCAAGUCGCUUGUCCCCAGGCGCCCGCGUGCUGAGAGCGAGACACAGGCCUCGCCGGCCCAGCCACCACCGCCGGGCCAGAGCCCCAAGCAGGAGGAGAAAAGCCAGACUCCAUGAAAACAGAAGACCAGUUGGGAUGGGAGUCAGACUAAGUGGCCUGACUCCGUUGGUGUUUAAGUGGAGCUCUGGUAUUCUAGUGCAUUCUUUUACCUCUGCUUCUGUUGCGUUGCAAGCUGUGCUAGAGAAGACGUAGGAAAUUCAUUUUACCCAAUCAGCAAUUGUAACAGUGGACUACAAACCUGCAGAGCAAGCCAGUUUGCUGGAAAACAGGAAUUCCUGCAGCGCAGCACUUGUCACAGACUAUCCAAAGAGGGCAAAGAUUCAGGAAGGUGAAUUGAACACUGGUUGAAUGAGGUCAGGAACACUCUCCCGGAGGAGAAUCCUGCCCUAAAAUACUACUUUGAAAGUAAAAGCCAAUUUAAUGCGCAGAUUAAACCUUCUCAUUUGACCAAACUUGUGUGCAAUCCUGGAUCUUUGCAGAUCACAACCGGACACUUCAAAACCCUGUGUAUUAUAUUUGUUUAAAAAAAAUAAAUCAUAACUUGUCUUGUUACAGCUA
Messenger RNA from Passer domesticus (house sparrow), 1673 nucleotides. Its product is annotated as atherin-like. The transcript is spliced from 3 exons. Lineage: Eukaryota; Metazoa; Chordata; Aves; Passeriformes; Passeridae. The coding region runs from base 29 to 1171 and encodes 380 amino acids. The record is from RefSeq and is a predicted model, not a curated record.